GCUCGUGUGGGCUGUUCUGCACCACUUGUACUUCUAUCAUAUUCAGCGUGUGGGGAUGAGGCUGAGAGUAGCCAUGUGCCAUAUGAUCUACCGCAAGGUACUUCGUCUGAGUAGCUUGGCCAUGGGGAAGACCACCACAGGCCAGAUAGUCAACCUGCUGUCCAAUGAUGUGAACAGGUUUGAUCAGGUGACGAUGUUCUUGCACUAUCUGUGGGUGGGGCCACUGCAGGCAAUCGCAGUGACCGCCCUGCUCUGGAUGGAAACAGGAAUAUCCUGUCUUGCUGGGAUGGCGGUUCUCAUUUUCCUUCUGCUGUUGCAAAGCUGCUUUGGGAUGUGGUUUUCAUCACUCCGGAGUAAGACUGCAGCUCUCACAGAUGACAGGAUCAGGACCAUGAGUGAAUUUAUAAGUGGCAUCAAAACAGUAAAAAUGUAUGCUUGGGAAAAGUCACUUAUAGACCUUAUUACCAGAUUUAGAAGAAAGGAAAUUUCCAAGAUUCUGAAAAGUUCCUACCUUAGAGGAAUGAAUUUGGCAUCAUUUUUUGUUGUAACCAAAAUCAUGAUUUUUGUCACCUUCAUUACCAAUGUGGCUCUGGAAAAGGUGAUUACAGCCAGCCAAGUGUUUGUGGUGGUGACGCUGUAUGAAGCUCUGCGGUUUACGAGCACCCUCUACUUCCCCAUGGCCAUUGAUAAGGUGUCAGAGGCCAUCGUCAGCAUCCGAAGAAUCAAGAACUUUCUGUUACUUGAUGAGAUAUCACAGCUCAAUACUCAACUGCCAUCAGAUGAUAAAACAAUCGUGCAAAUGAAAGAUUUUACUGCUUUUUGGGAUAAGGAAUCAGAAACCCCAACCCUACAAGGCCUUUCAUUUACUGUCAGACCUGGUGAACUGUUAGCUGUGGUUGGACCUGUUGGAGCAGGAAAGUCGUCACUGUUGCAUGCUCUGCUGGGGGAGCUGCCCCCAAGCCAGGGACAGGUCAUCGUGCACGGGAGGAUCAUAUAUGUUUCUCAGCAGCCUUGGGUGUUCUCAGGAACUGUGAGGAAUAACAUUUUAUUUGGGAAGAAAUAUGAAGAAGAACGAUAUGAAAAAGUAAUAAAGGCUUGUGCUUUGGAAGAGGAUUUACAGCUUUUGAAGGAAAAUGACCUAACUGAGAUAGGAGAACAGGGAACCCUGCUGAGUGAAGGACAGAAAGCCCGGGUCAGCCUCGCCAGAGCCGUGUACCAGGAGGCAGACAUCUACCUCCUGGAUGAUCCGCUCAGCGCAGUGGAUGCAGGAGUCAGCAGGCACUUGUUCGAACAGUGUGUUCGUCAGGCCUUGAAGGAGAAGAUCACAAUCUUAGUGACUCAUCAGCUGCAGUACCUGAAGGAUGCAAGUCAGAUUCUGAUACUGAAAGAUGGUAAAAUUAUGCAAAAGGGGACUUUUGCUGAGGUUCCAAAAUCUUGGAUAGAUUUUGAAGAUAUUCUUUUAAAGAAGGAGAAUGAGGAGGCUGAACCAUCUCCAGGUCCAGGAACUCCCACUCUGAUCUCUGAGUCUUCAGUUCAAUCUCAACUGUCUUCCAGACCCUUCUUGAAAGAUGCGGCUCCAGAGGACCAAGAUACUGAGAAUAUCCAGGUUACAUUACCACUGGAGGGCCGUUCGUUUGGAAGAGUUGGUUUUAAGACCUAUGCGAAUUACUUCACAGCUGGUGCUCACUGGUUUAUCAUCAUUUUCCUUAUUUUAGUGAACAUUGCAGCUCAGGUUUCCUAUGUCCUGCAGGACUGGUGGCUUGCAUACUGGGCAAAUGGACAGAGUACCCUAUAUGCCAUGGCAUAUGGAAAAGGAAGGGUAAUUGAGAUACCUGAUUCUGACUGGUACUUAACAGUUCACUCAGUUCUAACUGCAGGUACCAUCCUUUUUGGCGUCACAAGAUCUCUGUUGAUAUUCUACGUCCUUGUUAAUUCUUCACAAACUUUGCACAACAAAAUGUUGGAGUCCAUUUUUAGAGCUCCAAUGCUGUUCUUUGAUAGAAAUCCAAUAGGAAGAAUUUUGAAUCGUUUCUCUAAAGAUAUUGGCCAUAUGGAUGACUUGCUGCCCCUGACAUUUCUUUAUUUCAUCCAGACAUUUCUACUUGUGAUUGGUGUGGUGGGUGUGAUGGUGGCUGCAAUUCCUUGGAUUGCUAUACCUGUGAUUCCCCUUGGCAUCCUCUUCUUUGUUCUUCAGCAAUAUUUCUUACAGACAUCACGAGAUGUGAAACGCCUGGAAUGUACAACUUUGGAUCUCGGGCAGGUUGGCCUGGUCCUGUCUCUCACUCUCACACUCUCGGGGAUGUUCCAGUGGUGCGUCAGGCAAAGUGCUGAAGUUGAGAACAUGAUGAUUUCAGUAGAAAGGGUGAUUGAAUAUACAGACCUUGAGAAAGAAGCGCCCUGGGAACUUGAGUAUCACCCACCACCAUUCUGGCCCAACAAUGGGGAGAUUUACUUUAACAGUGUGAACUUCAGGUAUAAGUCAGAUAGUCCUCUGGUAUUGAGGAACCUGGAAACAUCCAUUUACUCAAGAGAAAAGUAUGGCAUCGUGGGAAGAACAGGAGCUGGAAAAAGUUCCCUCGUUGCUGCCCUUUUUCGAUUGUCAGAACCUGAAGGUAGCAUUUAUAUUGAUGGAAUCUUGACAACUGGUAUUGGACUUCAUGAUUUAAGGAAGAAAUUGUCAGUUGCACUUCAGGAACCUGUUUUAUUCACUGGAACAAUGAGGAAAAAUCUGGAUCCCUUUAAUGAGCAUAUGGAUAAUGAACUGUGGAAUGCCUUAGAAGAGGUACAACUCAAAGAAUCCAUCGAAGGUCUUCCUGCUAAAAUGAAUACUGAAUUAGCAGAAUCUGGAUUGAACUUGAGUGUUGGUCAGAAACAACUGGUGUGCCUUGCCAGGGCUAUUCUCAGGAAAAAUCAGAUAUUGAUUAUUGACAAAGCCACAUCAUAUGUGGAUCCAAGAACUGAUGAGUUAAUACAAAAAAAAAUUCAUGAGAGAUUUUCCCAGUGCACUGUGCUGACCAUUGCACACAGGUUGAGCAACAUUAUUGACUGUGAAUGGAUAAUGGUUUUGGAUUCAGGGAAACGGAAAGAACAUAAUCAGCCAAAUAAUUUGCUGCAAGAUAGAAACAGCCUAUUUUACAAGAUGGUGCAACAACUGGAGGAGGCAUAGGCUGCUGUCCUCAGUAAAUGGCAAAAUAGGUGUACUUCAAAAGGAGAUGGCCAGAUAUCACUCACAGUGACCAUGUGGUUAUGAAUGUUUCCAGUGGACAGCCCUCAACCUUCACAAUUCUGAGUGAAC
Molecule: messenger RNA, 3295 nt
Organism: Dama dama (fallow deer)
Lineage: Eukaryota; Metazoa; Chordata; Mammalia; Artiodactyla; Cervidae
Product: ATP-binding cassette sub-family C member 4-like
Exons: 26
Coding region: 56-3166 (1036 amino acids)
Biological process (GO): transmembrane transport
Cellular component (GO): plasma membrane
Molecular function (GO): ATP binding; ATP hydrolysis activity; ABC-type transporter activity
Source: RefSeq, a predicted model, not a curated record